AUGGACCCGGACGCAGCAUUGGAGGACCUCCCCGAAGAUCUGUUGUCGCGAAUUGUGGUGCCCCUCGACGGCCUUGGCUUCGCUCUCAAGGGGCACUGCCCUGCCCCUACGGCGCUCUCCUUCGCGCAAGCCGGGCGGGGUGUCCUCGCUGCCGCCAACACGGCGGCGCAGCGGCUUUUCGCGCAGAUGUUCGCCCCCGAGAUUCCCAGCAGCCUGCAAAAAGCGGGAAGCGGCUGUCGCGGGAAGCUUUUCUUGCGCCUGGACCAGGGACGCUCGCGGGAGCCGAAGUCGGUACAGGAGACCUUCUGUUGGGCUGCUGGGCAUGGCUACUGCAGCUUUCUGGCCUGCACCGCAGCUCGCAUCGAGCGGACGACAGAGCCCAGAGUGCUGGUCAAGCUGCUCAACGGGGGAAAGGAGCCUCCACUGUGGCGUGCGGCGAAGCGACAUCAGCCCGGCGCCGUGGCACUCCUCUUGGAGAUGCGUGCCGAAGCCGACCGCAUCUUCUGCCGCGGCACCACCCCGCUCUUUUGGGCAGCGCGGCACGGCGACGUGGCCUCCGUCAGGCGUCUGCUGGAGCUGCGCGCCUCGCCGCUAGCGGCGAUGAGGCCAGAGGCGCAGCAGCAGGCGCCAGGCGCAGCCGUGCGUCCCCCCGGCGGCGAGUGCCCCUUGAGCGCAGUACUGCAAGCGCCGGCGGCGGAGGUGUCGGGGGGCCGUCUGGAGGCCCUUCAGCUCAUGGCCGAGGCACUGACUGCGCAGCAGAAGUCGGGAGACUCCGCGCGCCGUGCGCUUCUGGCCGCCUGCGGCACCGCGAACGCCGUGCCUUACGUGGCCGUGCUGCUGGAUGCUGGCUGUGGGACCGCGGUUCCGGAAGAUCCGGUACCUGCGUCCCUUCAGAUGGAGACUCCACUGCUCGCGGCGCUGAAUAGGGGGUGCUUGGAUGUGGCGGAGCUGCUCUUUGCCAAGGACAAGACGGCCUCCAUCAACGCCACGUUGCCCUCGGGCAAGGCUGCUCUGCACCUGGCAGCGGAACGAGGCGACGCAAGGCUGGUGGCCUCGCUUUUAAGUGCCCGGGCGCAGCUCGACGCGGUGACCUCCUCGGGCCGUGCGGCUCUUCACCUCGCCGUGGAGCAUGGCCACGUGCAAGCGGUGCAGGUGCUCUGCCAGCACGACGACACGAGGCUACAUCACCUUCUUCAGCCGACGCCCAACGGAGCCUCCCCAGUCUGUCUGGCAGAGCGAAGGGGGAAACCGUCUCUAAUCCUGCCCAUGCUGCGGUGCUACCACAGGCACCUUCGAGAAAGAUACCUCGCUGGCAAGCUCGGGGACGCAGGGGACAAGGUAAGCCAUCCUGGUUUGACGGCCCUCUGCAUUCAGCAUCGCGACCUCCUCUUCAACACCCAGGAGGCGGACACCGGCUGCAUGAAGGGCAUGCCCCAGACGGCCAAAAUUGCCGCGUUGACGCUGCUGCCGGAGCCUGUGGUAGCGGAAGAGGACCUCAAGUCUUCACGCUACAAGCGGGUGCUCGACCAGCCCCACGAGGACCGAGGGCGCCUCAAGGGGCAGCUGGAAGAUGGCAAGCCCAACCCGAGGACGCGUGCUGCCAGCGCUGAUGGACCCAAGAGCCCUGCGAUACGCAGGGUGCCACGGAGGCCGUGGGGCUCCGCCCUGGUGAAGCCACGCCGAGGCCCAAAGUCGGCUACAACCGGUGCAGCGACGGACGCCGGGGCGGGCACCAGUUGCCCCUCCUCGCAGGCACUCCUUCGUCGCCCUCCUCGGCCCGAUGCCGACGCGCCGCGUUCCGAGGCUGCCCGCGCCGGGGCCGCCGCGGCCAUAGCGGCGGACGAUGCGAUGCAGGACUUGCUACAAGGCUUCCUGUCCGAGUCCGAGGAUACGCAUGAGCCCAGGUACUCCAGCCUGCUGCCUCCUGCAGAUCCUCCCCAUGCAUCGCAUGCCAACAUCUACCAUGUGAUCGUCGGCCGCGUACUCCAGCGCUGUUUUCACCAGGAGAAGGGAACUUGGGCUCUCUACUGGGAUGCCGGCCUCUUCGGUGUGGAUCCGGGCUGGUGGCUUGCGGAAACAGGUGCGGCGUUUGGGGAGAAAGCGCUUCUCUGGGCUGAGGGCGGCGAGGGCCCGGAGUCUCCUCCCGCAGGUGGCUGGCGGUUGCGCGGCUACCUCGGGACAGAGUACCAGGACCUCCCACUGGCCGUGGAAGAGCUGCCGCCGCAGGAGACGGCGGCCGUCGAGGAGGAGCUGCCCCAGCAGCCGAGACGGGCAUCGGCGCUGCUCGGGACAGUGCUGAAUCCGUGCUUCGAAGGAGUGCUCCGACUGUGUGAGCAGGGCUUAGAUUGCUUGCAUCACUCUGUGCAGCAGACUGUGGAGCCUCCCCGGGACUAUGAGAAGGAGGCGGCUUCGCUGCGGGUGGCCCUAGAGAAAGCCACGGAGGAGCUGGCGCAGCUCAGGCAACCUCUCAGUCGGAAUGCCCAGAUCGCUGCACGUCUCAUCGCAGGCAAUGCCGGGGCAUCUUUGGUGCUGACUACAUUUCUGCCGUGGUCGCGGCUAAGCCGCGAUGAGCGCAGGAAGCGGGGCGACGAGGCAUUGAAGGCGAAAGCAAAGGACCGCGUGGCGAAGGCAGCGCUCAGCUUUGCUGAUGGCGAUCAGAGAGUGCUGCUGCCCACCGCCCGUCUCUCAGAGGAGGGUAUAGAGAUGCACUUACUUUGA
Symbiodinium sp. CCMP2592 is the source of this 2718-nucleotide messenger RNA. The record is from the annotation of a GenBank genome assembly. Lineage: Eukaryota; Dinophyceae; Suessiales; Symbiodiniaceae.